AUGAAAACAGGUGCUCUUCUCAUUGAAGUAGCCAAAAAACAGCAUUCAACAUCCUUGUUGGCACUAAAAAAACUUGCAGAUAUACCUGUACUUGCAAAAGUUCACAGUGGACUCAACCAAAGUAAAGGUAUUCUAUUUGACAGAGACCAUGACAUGGAUGAUAUUCCUGAACAGGAAAUCCAAUCUGAAUUGGAGUCCCAGGAUGUGGUCUCUGUGAAACGGUUCACCAAAAAACGUAACGAUAACAUUGAACCUACAAAUACUUACCUUCUUACCUUUGGAAUGCCAACCCUCCCUACGAACAUCAAAGUUGGGUUGUACCAAAUGAAAGUUGAACUGUUCAUCCCAAAUCCGCUUCGGUGUUUCAAAUGCCAGCGAUUUGGGCAUGGACAAACUAAUUGCAAAGGCACAAAAACAUGUUUCAGGUGUGGUGACGAGGGCCAUGACGGCAAAGGUUGUCAAAAGGAACCUAAAUGCAAGAACUGUAAAGGUAACCAUAUGGCUUCUUCAAAACAAUGUCCUUUAUGGAAAAAAGAAAAAGAAAUUCAAAAAGUAAAAUCUGAGAAAAGAAUACCGUACCCAGAAGCAAAGAAGCUAGUCAACAUGUACAGUGUUCCUAGACCAAAUUUAACAUCAUAUGCAACUGUUUUAAAAUCGUCCUCAAUGAAGGACGUUUCUACUCAGGUUUCUGAGAAUGAUAUUCUUAAGCAAACCUUAACAUCUAAGAUGUCUACGUCAUCAAAUGACAAAGCUAAAUCUGUUUCGACACCUGCUUCUGCAGGACCUGCAGCUGUGGCUGCACCAAACCCUGUGGCUACGACUGCAUCAAAGUCAACAGCUGCGGGUAUAUCAAAAUCAUCUGGGAGACAGAAUAGAUCUCCCUCUAAAAACACUAAGAAGCAGUCGAGUGAUCGAUUACCGAAAGCAGCAAAAGAUCCCGUCGCUCUGCAUAAUAAAUAUGGGGUCUUUGAGGAAAUGGACGUUACACCAUGCCAUUCUUCCUCGCGAGUCCGAAGUGAAUCGCCCAAUAAAAAUAAAGGGAGGAUUUCCCCCAUUUCCCAUCAUAAGAAAUAG
Saccostrea echinata is the source of this 1074-nucleotide messenger RNA. RefSeq lists its product as uncharacterized. The coding region runs from base 1 to 1074 and encodes 357 amino acids. Lineage: Eukaryota; Metazoa; Mollusca; Bivalvia; Ostreida; Ostreidae. The record is from RefSeq and is a predicted model, not a curated record. The transcript has a single exon. Gene Ontology annotation, molecular function: zinc ion binding; nucleic acid binding.